Molecule: messenger RNA, 2219 nt
Organism: Ornithodoros turicata
Lineage: Eukaryota; Metazoa; Arthropoda; Arachnida; Ixodida; Argasidae
Gene: Lkb1
Product: serine/threonine-protein kinase STK11-like
Exons: 8
Coding region: 142-1419 (425 amino acids)
Biological process (GO): activation of protein kinase activity; signal transduction; protein phosphorylation
Cellular component (GO): cytoplasm; nucleus
Molecular function (GO): protein kinase activator activity; protein serine/threonine kinase activity; ATP binding
Source: RefSeq, a predicted model, not a curated record
GGCUCAGCAACUCGGGGGAGGGGGGGAAGGAAGGUCUAGGCCCGGCUGAUGUUGUUUUGGUAGGCCUAUUGCAGAGAAGAGGUUGGGCUAGUGUGUUCUCUGAGGUUGCGGAGGCGUCCUCAUGCAUUUCGCUACGACUCCAUGGCGGAGGACCAAGAUAUGGGGCCACUAGGAAACGUUCCUACAUUCUACCAGGAAUUGGACGACCAGGCGCCCUUCGACGGUUGGCUCAACGAGGACGAUGGAACGCUCGUAUUCAUCCGGGUUAACUCUAAAGAUAUUAUCUACAAGAACAAGAAGAAAAAGGCCAAAAUGAUCGGCAAAUACAUCAUGGGUGACGUUCUCGGCGAGGGAUCUUACGGCAAGGUCAAGGAGAUUCUGGACUCUGAGACACUCUCCAGGAGGGCUGUCAAAAUUCUCAAGAAGAGAAAGCUUCGUAAAAUUCCCAACGGAGAGCAGAAUGUACAGCGGGAAAUGAAGCUUCUACGACAGCUAGACCACAAGAACGUGAUUAAGCUGGUAGACGUUCUGUACAACGAGGAAAAGCAGAAGAUGUACAUGGUGAUGGAGUACUGUGUAUGUGUGAUGCAAGAACUUCUAGACAGUGUUGACGCGAAAAGGUUUCCUAUUUGGCAAGCUCACGGUUACUUCUGCCAACUUCUCGAUGGUUUGGAGUACCUACACAGCAUGGGUAUAGUGCACAAAGAUAUUAAGCCUGGUAAUCUUUUGCUCACAAACUGUGAAACGCUCAAGAUAUCCGAUCUCGGAGUAGCUGAGGCCCUAGACCGCUUUGCCAAAGACGACACUUGCCACACGAGCCAGGGAUCACCCGCGUUCCAGCCUCCGGAGAUUGCCAACGGAUUGGAAAGCUUUUCGGGGUUCAAAGUGGACAUCUGGUCUUCGGGUGUUACGCUGUUCAACAUAACAACUGGCCAAUACCCGUUCGAAGGUGACAACAUCUACAAGUUGUUCGAAAACAUCGGCAGCGGGACGUUUGAGGUGCCGCAAGACGUAGACGAACUCCUGUCCGAUCUCCUCCGCGGAAUGCUCCACAGGGACCCUAAGCAGAGGUUCUGCCUGCAGUUUAUUAGGUCACACUGCUGGGUGCGCAAGAAGCACCCGCGAAUGCUGAGGGAGCAUGUCGGCAUUCCGCAGCGGAGCGACAGGGACAGCCUGCGCUCCAUGACCGUGAUUCCCUACCUCCAGGACCUGUACACCCCACCUGGAGGGGAGGAUGGUGAGGACGACGACGAUUCGCAGGAGUAUUACACGGAACACGACCUCCAAGAGCUGCGGCAGCGGGAGCAACUCGGAGAGUCGCAGGCACAGGGCGGUCGCAGGCGGCACGCCCACAGAGCCAGGGGUGCCCUGCAGGGUCUGCUAGGACGCACAAAGUUCCUCGGCUGUCAACAGUCCUGACACAGCCGCCAUUCCUAUGUCCGCGGUCCUUGCCAGGUGGCGUGCUCCUAACCCGUUGAUCCUCCCAGGAGCUGUCAGCUGCCCAAAAGUGCCACCCUCAAUCCAGCUCGCAGCAGGCGCCGUGCCGCAAAAAAACUGUCGGAAGACUUGUCCGAGCACUGCACAGUUGUUGCGGAACGUCUUCUUCGUCGAGGGUCGUUCACACACAGUGGUCACAAAUGCAUCGCAGAGAAACGCAUCUUUCCACUGCCAUCCCCCUUUGUCAUUGUGUGCAGUGUUGGGCAUCUUUGUUCAACGGAAAUCGCGUCUCUAGUCACAACUGACAGAUUUUUCGGGGCCAGUUCCCCUCAAAGAGUGUGUUGUUGUACGUGUGCAUGUGCUGGUGUCAGGAACCGACGCUGUGGCGAGGACAGUCUUUCUAGAGGGCAGCUGUUGAGGCUUUUUUUAAUCUGGCAGUGAGCUCGCCACUCCUUUUCUUGUUGCGUUAUCUCGUCGUUUUGAGUAUGUGUCGGUGUUUCGAGAGCCGAGGAGAGUUUUUAAACACCUAAUCAGGCUUGCCGAGCGGGGGAAACAGGCGUUAGUCGAGAUUUUCCGCGGUUUUAUAUAUAUAUGCAACGCGUGCAUGUAACAUAGCCAAUUGCCUACGUUAUAGGAGAUCUAGAAAUAAUAGCUCUUCGAACGUUUCCCCGAAGAACUACUUGCCAGAUUCUGGGAUUAGUGUUCUGUAAAUAAGAGUUACACAUGGAUUUAAAAAAAAGAGAGAGAGAGAGACAAUGAUUAAAGUUGCUUGUUGAAAGAGA